UAUCUCUUUGUCUGCCCUUCUUCAUUUGCUCUAGUUCUUUAGAUGCUUUAAGAUCUCUCUCCCUCUUGUUUUUCUCUUUUGUAAACAAAAAAAAAUGAAUUUCCCUGAAAACCCUAACCCUAAUUUCACCUUCUUAUCCGAUGAUAAUUUUAUUAGUCCUUUUAUGGAUAAUUUCGAUUUCUCCAGUUUGAUGUUUGAAGUUGAUGAAGGAGGUAACACUGGAUUAGUCCAGGAGGAAACUUCACCUCCGACAAGCAUCGUUUCGUCGGAGACACUUACCGGUGAAAGCAGUGGAUCGGGCAGAGCAAUAACGACGUUGAGUAAAAAGGAAUCAACUUUUGAUUGCAAAAAUAGGGGAAGUAAAGAUGGUGAGAAAGAUCCGGGUCAUCGGGUUGCAUUUAGAACGAGAUCAAAGAUUGAUGUGAUGGAUGAUGGUUAUAAAUGGAGGAAGUAUGGGAAGAAAUCUGUCAAGAACAACACUAACAAGAGGAAUUACUACAAAUGUUCAAGUGAAGGGUGCACAGUGAAGAAGCGAGUACAAAGAGAUGGUAAAGAUGCAGCGUACGUGAUUACAACCUAUGAAGGAGUCCAUAACCAUGAGAUCCCCUCACAUGUCUAUUACAAUGACAUGGUUUCGUCUAAUUACGAUCAUGAUAAUAAUUGGAACCAACACUCUCUUCUUCAAUCUAUCCAUAUAUCUCCUCCAUCUUGA
Messenger RNA from Eruca vesicaria subsp. sativa (arugula), 712 nucleotides. The record is from the annotation of a GenBank genome assembly. NCBI's taxonomy places the organism in Eukaryota, Viridiplantae, Streptophyta, Magnoliopsida, Brassicales, Brassicaceae.